Polyodon spathula (Mississippi paddlefish) is the source of this 5102-nucleotide messenger RNA. RefSeq lists its product as uncharacterized. Bases 299 to 1513 code for a protein of 404 amino acids. Gene Ontology annotation, biological process: ubiquitin-dependent protein catabolic process. Lineage: Eukaryota; Metazoa; Chordata; Actinopteri; Acipenseriformes; Polyodontidae. The record is from RefSeq and is a predicted model, not a curated record. Gene Ontology annotation, molecular function: ubiquitin protein ligase activity. The transcript is spliced from 3 exons.
GGAAGGAACGCAGGGUGUUCUGAACAACGGCUGGUGGUGACAUUUUAAACAAGUAGCCCAAGAUACGAGAGGAAGGAGGAGGUUAAAUAAGUCGGGCUGUAAUUUGGUAUUUAUUUUGUCUAUGUUUAUGUCCUGUGAAAUAAUAUGUUGUUAUUGAAGGCGGUAACGUAAAAAAAAAGUUCAUUUUAUUUCCAGGCUUGCCCCUGUGACGGAUUCUAUCAACGUUCCCUGGCCCCUAAGCCCCAGUAUUUCCCUGUGCUCUAUGAUCUGACCAGGGAGGGCCCGGCAACCGACUGACAUGAAGAUGGCUGAUGCGGAGAAGACGGAAGAGCUUGUGAAUUCCAAGACACCUCCAGAAACCCCUUUAGAAGUUGCAGCAGGAGACGAGACCCUGAAAACAGAGACCUCUCCCUCUGAGAAGGAAGGAGACAAUCACCUCCAGACUGACCCAGGUCUUCUUUCCGCCAUGCCUUGCCUUCUAAUGGAGCUUCGACGGGACUCUCCUGAGUCACAGCAGGCCUCCACAGAGAGCGAGAAACAGAUGUCCAACCGGACCUACGAGAGUGACUCCUCUAACCACUGCAUGCUGUCACCAUCCUCCAGUGGCCAUCUUGCUGACUCGGACACGCUGUCCUCUGCUGAAGAGAACGGGGCACCACGAGCAGGGGCUUCCUGUGCCGCAGAAGGGGGGGACUCCAACUCUGUGGCCGGGCUGGUGGUGGCAGGGGGCAGGAAGUCAAGGCGUUUGCGGUCUGAGAGUGAAAUGUCUUCCGCAACCUCAAUGGCUGCUAAGAAGAACCGCUGGCAGGCGACGGGUGCAGAUAAACAGAAUGGCCGGCUAGCCAAGGUCAAGGGCCACCGGAGCCAAAAGCACAAGGAGCGCAUACGACUGCUGAGACAGAAGAGGGAGGCAGCCGCCCGGAAAAAGUACAACCUGCUGCAGGACAGCAGUACCAGUGACAGCGACCUGACCUGCGACUCCAGCACCAGUUCCUCUGAUGAUGACAAAGAGGUGUCGGGAAGCGGCAAGACAAUCACAGGCAACAUGCCAGCUGGCUUCAGUCGCGCCGAAGGUUCUGCAGGAGUGACCGGUCAAAUUCAGGGACUGCUAGACAGCGGCACUUCAUGGGACCGGAACUGCAUUGGCAACGUCUUGGAAGAAGCCAUGAACCGUUUUGCGGUGAUGCAGCGGCAGACGGAGGAGAGGUUUCGUAUGUGGAUGGACAAACUGACUCGACUAGACACCGAUGAUGAAACUAAGCCACGCUGUGAAUCCACAGAGCCCAUAAUCCAAAUGAUCGGCCAAAGGGUGCCACCCACCUCCCAGUCCAAUGCGUGCAUGCAAAUGUCCGGCAGCCAUUUGCACUCGCAAGCUUAUUUGCCAUAUGUAGUGAACCACCAAAACAUCGACUCUGAAUCCUUCCAGAUCCCGUUCAACAACAACCACCCUCCCACCAGCUUUUCAGAAAAUGGAAACCCUGAUAGUCAAGAUUUGGAUCACGCAAGCAUUUAAGAACUGUAUCUUUAGGCUUGGAAAGUAUAACUUUUAACUUGAAAUAAAUACUAAUCUGUUUUUUUAUUAUUAUUAAACUGUGGCCAAUCUCCUGGAAAAUUGGAAUGUAAUAAUAAAAUGAAGCAGGUCCUUGGUGUAUUAGGUGUUCUAAUAGGCUGAAAACAUGACCAUCCCCUCAUUCCUAUUAAUAAUGAUGGACUUAAAGGACUAAUUCUGCAUGAAAAAUUAAUCUAGUGUGCCCUGUUAUAAUGGGGUUUCUAGUCUAGGAGGCUGCCAUAAUGUGAUGAUAAGACUCAGGUUUUUACAAUGGUGUCAUGAAAUCUUCCAGAAACAAUCUAAAAUAAGAGAAAUGUAGCCUUCAAGAUGUUGGCCUGACUUUCAGCCUUCUAUUUUGUUUUGUUUUUUUCUCAUCGAACCUUCCAACUUUUAAUUUAGUUGUCGAAGUCUACAUUUAAUCCAAUAAAACCCCUUUUGUGGAGUCAUUUUACUUCCAGAUUGUGCAAAAUCAGGCUUUUGACAUCCAAAAGAAUGACCUUUUUGGAACACAGCCUUAAUGCUGCAGUAUGCACUGCUGUAAAAUCGAAACCAGUUCUCUUUCAAAUAUGAAAUGUAACAAUUACCUAAUGGGUGUUUACUUCCUAAAGACCCAAAACCUGAAUAUUAAUAUAAUAUACCAAAGCUGCUCGGCCGAGCCUGUGAUGCUGUCUUGCCCUCCCCAGAGGGUACAAAAGGUCUGCCUGCCCAGUUCUCUGCACAGUUUUUCAUUUCAAGAACUGACCUGACUGAGGAGCCUGGUAUGAGAUAAGUACUUGUUGCUUAUAUCUGUAUAAUUUGCUAAUAUUAUAACUUAUACAAUAUUACAUUUAAGUUGUGAUAGUUUUUUAAUAUUAAUUACAUGUUUAUUGUUGCCUGUUUUACGUCCCGCAGUGGACUUGUGCCCUGCUGAAGCCGGCAGCUUGAUUCGUUCCUUCUCGGAUCAAGUAACUUAAGUAGGCUGACUUCUGCUUUCCCCACAGGCAGCUUAGUUCUGUCUGGAGUUCAAUUAAAAAAUCUUAAGUCACAAGUUUAUUUUCUGAAUUGUAAUUGUGUUACUACUGUUUUCUGUGGAGAAAUAUGUUUCUCUUGUAUUCUGUUUUUUUUCUUCAGAAAUGCGCACACAGCUCCUGGGCUCAGCUGUGCUGCACUGGACUGAGAUACGCACUUUGGUUGAGAUUGCUUGCAGUCCCAUUCCACAGUAUCUGGCUUUGUUCCCCAUCAUCCUGUGGAAAAGAGAGGUGGCUGCAUCCUCACCCCAUGGCUUUGUACCAAGGGAGAUUGGACGUCACACCCGGGAAAGUAGCCCACACAGGAAGCCAUCUUCAUGGUCUUCCUCUGCCUCUCCUCCCCCGAUGAAAAACAGUCACUGUUCCAAGUAAUCCACGAAUGCAGAGCAGAUGGAGAAGCUCUGGGCAGCUGUUGCCCACCAAUGAACGUUGCUUGCAGAAUUACUGCUUGAACGUUCGGCGCCGUCUGUCCCCUUGGAGCCCCAGCGGGUUACGAGUGCAGAUUGGCAACAGGAUGACGUGCUGUCCAUCGCCGCCUCCUGAGGAGGUGGGCGAAGAAGAGCUGGCAUUCCUGUCUGAGGGCAUGGAGUCUGACAGCACAUCCCCUGCGGUUAAUCUCUCCCUGUCUGCAGAGCUUCUACCGCUGAUCAAGAAAGCUGCUGCAGUCUUGCAAGUGUCUUGGCCUUCAGAAGCUGGGACAAGGCAGUCUGUCUUGAGCCUGCCACCUCUCCCGUCCCCCCACCAUUGCAACCGGAUUUUAUUUUUUGAGGUUGUUGUCAUGUGGUCACCUGGCUACAGCUCCUGCUGUUUCCCUAUCAAUGGACAUCCUAUAUGGGGUACGUGAUGUGGAGAAGCUAGGUUUGGCCCAAUUUCUACCAGUGGAUGCUUCAAUUGCUGUUUUGGUACAGACGCCUAAUUAAGUGCUCCCAUCUGAGGACGCCGUCUGCCCCAACAAGCCGUGCCAGAUCUCGGAUGUGAUCCUCAAGCGUGCCUAUUCAGCCAGUGUGUUCACCGCAUGGUUGGGCAACUAUAAUAGUAAUUUGGUAGCCUACGAGUCCUAUUUGCUGAGGUUCCUCUCUGACAGCCACAGGCCCUCACUACUACAAAUGGAUGAGCUACACCUGGUUAAUAAGAACCUUUUCUGUCUACCAAAACUGAAUGGCAGGAAUUGAUAGCUGCAUGUAGGCAGCUGUGGCUUUCCCAGACAUGCGUGCCUGAUUGGGACAAAGUACUGCUGUUGGGUUCCCCUAUUACAACGGGACAUACGUUUCGUCCUGCGGUGGACGAGAUGCUGCACCGUGGGAAUUCCAGAGGUGAUGUUUAGAACCGGCCGGUGGCUCCUCACUCUGGAGACUUUAGGUUAUGCCACCUGGCGCAGAAACUAAACUCGGGCUAAGUCACAAGCAGAGCAGUAGCCCUAUGAGUUUGCUAUCACAGGCUCAGGGUCCCUUCUCAGGGAGGUAUUUGGAGUAUUGGCAUCAGUGCAACUUGGACAUCUGGUUGCUGACUAGUGUUCAAAACAGCUACUGGCUAGAGUCCAAGCAUGGUCCCCCUCCCUUUCAGGGCUUGACUCCAACAUCAGCCACGGACCCGCAGCACGGUGUGAUGGUGUCUCAGGAGGUAGUGGCUCUGCUGCAAAAAUGGGUUAUUUGCAUGAUAUAAAUUAAUAAUAAUGAUAGACCCUCUCAAGUUGGAGGAAGGUUCUACUCCAGGUACUUGCUAGUCCUCAAGCGGGAUGAUGGCCUCAGACCAAUCCGCAACCUCAGUCAGGUCAACCUGUACUUGAGCAGAAGGAGAUUCAAAAUGUUGACAAUGCAAUAGCUGUUUGUUAAUCAGGCCAAGUGACUGGUUCACCACGCUGGACUGUAUAGAUGCCUAUUUCCACAUCCCCAUAAAACCAGCGCACAGGAAGUACUUGCAGUUUGCCUUUCAGGGAACAGUGUACAAUGUCUGUAUCUUGCCAUUUGGACUCUCAUUAGCUCUCCGUGCCUUCUCGAAUUGCAUGGAAGCUGUCUGGCUCCAUUGAGACUCAAAGGCACCAGAGUGCUCAAUUAUCUGUAUGACUGCAGCUCUGGAUCUGGUCCCUGAACGGCUGCAUUUGAGCCAUCUGGGUCUGUUGACCUUGAAAAAUGCCAAAGCAGCAUCCACGCAUUCCCAAUACGGGUUUAAGCGGGGCGUCUUUCAGACAUGGUGUCUGCUUUUGACCCCUGGUAUGUCUGGCAGCCAUUUCUGCUUGCCAUGUCAAAAUUAACUCUGUCUCCCCAGGAGCUCACUUCCUGGCGGGGCGAUUUUUGAAGGAGCUCAGCGGCUUCAGCAGCCUAUGAAGGAUAUUGUUUGCAAUCAGCAAAGCGGGUGAGUGAGAUACAGGCUUUCUCAAUUGUGAAAGUCUGCUUAAUUUUUGUAGAAGCAAUGACAAAGGUUACGCUCCAUGCCAAUCCUUCUUUUUUUAAUUGUGAGCUUUCCAUCCACCUCCUUUUUAGUCUGACAGAGAGCGGCAGCUUCAUACGCGCUUUGUCUAGAGCUAACCUUAGCGGAUUAUGUUGACA